AUGCAUUCAGAUUUUCCCAGUCUGUACGCAAAACGCCUGUCGCGACGCAAACGCGACGCGACCGGUGCUCUGGAGAUCCGCACCAAUCACGCCGACCCCAUACACGCCGACGUUAAAUACGACCCCCCUCACGACAAGGUAACACCGCCCAAAGACAUUUUACAAGGGACAUCGUACCGAAAAUCUCUGCCUCACACCACAAGACUCGAUAUAGUUCGCGCGUUGAGCCGCUUGGUGGCGCUACUAGCGCUCUUGUUCACCGCAGUCGUAGAGUUCUACCCUCUGGUUUAUAAUUUGUAUUACAUGAUAUACGAUUUUAUGUAUCCUACAUAUUGA
Messenger RNA from Bicyclus anynana (squinting bush brown), 336 nucleotides. RefSeq lists its product as uncharacterized. NCBI's taxonomy places the organism in Eukaryota, Metazoa, Arthropoda, Insecta, Lepidoptera, Nymphalidae. Bases 1 to 336 code for a protein of 111 amino acids. The transcript is spliced from 3 exons. The record is from RefSeq and is a predicted model, not a curated record.